Molecule: messenger RNA, 901 nt
Organism: Theobroma cacao (cacao)
Lineage: Eukaryota; Viridiplantae; Streptophyta; Magnoliopsida; Malvales; Malvaceae
Product: early nodulin-like protein 7
Cellular component (GO): plasma membrane
Molecular function (GO): electron transfer activity
Source: RefSeq, a predicted model, not a curated record
CACGAGAUAUUUGAACCCACAAAAAACCGCAAGCAUGCACGUUUCUGCAUAACUGUCCGCAACGCCUGUCACACGUUCUCCAACCCAACCCGCCAUGCUCAUAAUUUAAACUCCAACUAACUUCUAUUUCUUUUUAGUAUUAAUUCUUCCUCAAGUAUGAAGUCUGAACCUCGUAAUACAAAAAUGAACAACUCAAGUAUGGAACCUUUCCGGGGUUUAGUUUGCACUUGUUUUCUUAUUUUAGCUGCCAUGAAUAUUGGCUCAGUUGAAGCUUCCGAAGGGUUCAAAGUGGGCGAUCAUAUAGGUUGGCAGCAGCCUAGCGCUAACAACACUGCGGUGUACAGCCAGUGGGCUAGGAGCAAAAGGUUUCAUGUUGGAGACUCCCUUUCUUUUGAGUAUCAGAAUGACUCAGUCCUGGUGGUGGAGAAAUGGGAUUACUUUCAUUGCAACACAAACAAACCCAUCUCUUCCUUUAACGAUGGAAAGACUGUUAUCAAUCUUGAUAGGCCUGGACUCUUCUACUUCCUCAGCGGCGCCGUCGAUCACUGCAAGAAGGGUCAGAAAUUGCUCAUCCGGGUGAUGGGUUUGCACCAAAGAGCUGAAUCUCCACCUUCUGGGGUUGACAUAGCACCAGGACCACAUCCUAGUUCAGGAUUAGUGGUUACAGUGACACUUAGUUCAGUCUUUGUGGCUCUUACUGUCACAGUCGUAACUUUGGUAUGAUGUGCACCAGAACCUAUUCCUUUGCUUUGUUUUAGUCUUUUUUUCUUUCUUCAGGGACAGAUUCCAACUGUUGGACUUCUUUCUUAUUGUUUAAUUAUACAUUUAAUUAAUAUUGUAUGUUGGAUUAUUCUGAUGAAGCUAUUGCUAAUGGUGGUUACAUUAGUAUUUGAAGUCAUUA